This is a messenger RNA of Polistes dominula (European paper wasp), 3760 nucleotides long. It is a transcript of the gene fwe, whose product is annotated as calcium channel flower. Gene Ontology annotation, biological process: vesicle-mediated transport. The record is from RefSeq and is a predicted model, not a curated record. Gene Ontology annotation, cellular component: membrane. Lineage: Eukaryota; Metazoa; Arthropoda; Insecta; Hymenoptera; Vespidae.
AUAGAGAAGUAAGUAUCUCACGGGUCGAUUUUCUCUACAUCAACAGAGUUCAGCGGCAUUGUCAGUGCUGUCAGCUGACGAAAGAAUUGGACGUAGUAACAAUAAAAAAAUGUCGUUUGGAGAAAAAAUAGCAUCAAUAAUGGAAAGGCCUGGACAGGAUUCUGUCGCUAAGGACGAUACUCCUUGGUGGAUGAAGUAUGCUGGGCGAGGGCUCGGCACUGUAGGCGGUUUCAUCGCUAUCUUCCUGGGAGUAUGGAAUUGUGCAACAAUAUUACUUGCUUCAAUAAUGUGUUUUCUUAGCGGUAUAUGGCAGAUGGUUGCUGGUUUUAUAGUUUUGAUGAUCGAAGCACCUUGUUGUUGCCUUUUCAUUGAUUUUGUACAAAACUUAAGCGAUAUGGUGGAAAACAAACCUUAUUGGAAUAAAGCAGCAGUUUAUUGCAUAAUAGCACUGCCACCAAUUUUCCUUUGUCCAGGAAUAUCAAGUAUAUUUGGUUGCGGAUUAAUUUUUGCCACUGGUGUAAUAUACGGAUUAAUGUCAAUUGGCAGAAAGGCAUCAUGGGGAGAAAUGAGAUCAGCAGCAGUGGAAACAUCAGCUCCUUCAUCAAGUAUGCAAUCAACGCUCGUUGAAAAUGCUCAAUCAAUGGGCUUUAGUAGUAAACCAGAUAGUAAUGUUUGACACUUAACAUGCAUUGGCAACAAAAUUCGCUAUUUCGUGUGAAUGGUGGUGUGUAAUAAUGACCUGGUCAAAUAAUUGUCUAUUAGGGCUAUGAACAUUUAUCAUAAAAUAUGAUAUCCAUUGCACUAAUGCUGAUGUCUUAUAUUAAAAUUUGGAUGCUUGAAGUAAAUUUAAUAUGAUUUUGUUUUAAAUGUGACCAACUAAGCUUGAUAUAAGCUAUUUUACUUGUAUAACUACGUGUAAUCAAAAAUGCAAAACGAUUUAUUAUUAUUAUUAUUCUUAUAUUUUCCUCAUUUUCAAUCGAUAGUUACAUUAAUAUUAAAUCGUUUUACAUUUUUGUAUAUCUGUAGUAGACUUUAGGUUACUUAUAAAAAUUCUGUUGGCCUACCUUGUUCAAACCUGCUUUAUUUAGUAUCAAGAAAUUUAGAAUUAGAUAAUAAAUAUACAAGGUCUGCAUUGUUAAUUACAGUUGAUAUAUAGAAAAUGAAUAUAUUAUUAAGCUCUACGCUAUGCUGAUGUUCUUUACAGCCUUAUUAAGUACUCUAGUUGUUGCAUUUCACCAUUGCAUCUUUCUAUAACACCUAUCCAUCCAAAGUUAUUUUAAUGAAAAAGAAAAAGAAAAUAAACAGAAUUAAAAAUUGUCAAGAGCAAUGGCAUAGUUUAUGUAUUAUCUAUACACAAAAUCUGAUUAAACACAUACAUAUUUUUCAUAUCAUAAAUAUAGUAUAAUGAGUAUGAUUGAAUUUAAAGAAUAUAUUUACUUGCAAAUAGUCUCUCAAUGGUUAAAUAUAAUUGAAUGAUUUUGAAAGGCUUCUUAUAUAUAUAUCAUUUUUGAUGGUAUAACAAGAAUGAUAUAGCUCUUAUAGUUGAAUGAGUCAUUAAUAUUAAUUUUUAUGGUUUAUUAUUAUUAUUAUUAUUAUUAUAUUCAAGUUAUAAACUCUUUAUGACGACUGUAUUGUAUAUAGAAGUGAAUUCACAUCUUUCUUCCAUUAGUUCUCAUGUUUAUAUUCUUCCUGUAUGAAAAGCCUGAAGUAACAAAAUGAUAUUUAGGAUAAUUAAUAACACACACAUACACACUUCAUUUGUUAUUUAAGUUUAAUUAUAUACCUUUGUGAUUCAAUUUGUUACUGAUUUAUUUUUUUUUUUAUUUGACUUAUUUUGUGAUACAAUUCGAUAGACUGGAUUAUUGUCACACUAUUUUUAUGUGUGAAUAGGAAGGUAUAAUUAAGAGUUUCUUAACAUAUUCCUAUACUAUUAAUAAGUAUCACAUUUGGAACUUUAUGUUCUAAUAUUCGUAACUGUUAUAUCUAAUGCCAAAUGUGCCAACGUGCAAAUCCCGUUUGUUUUUUUUAUUAUUAUUAUUAUCUUAUUAUUCUUUAGAAUUUUUAUUUGCAACAUUUCGAUAGACUAUUAAUAUCAAGUUAAAUUAUGUAAUUUUAAACUGCAGCAUUAUUUAAAGUCAUUUGUUUUCCUACAUUCCUUGCUAACAAAAAUGUUCAUUCAUUCAUUCAAUAUAAAAGACUCGAAAUUAUUCAUUUGAUCAUCUUAUUUAUUAAUUAUAUCAAAAUAAUCAUUGUGUACGUUGUGAUUAACAGAAUUGUCAUUAAAGUUUGAAUGAUAAAUUCAUAAGUAUGCAUAAUUAUGCAUUCUUAUGUAAUGUAACAAAAGAAUAAUAAGUAUUAUAGCAAAUUUUUCAAUAAAAAUUAAAUAUUUCUCAAUUUGUAUUUGUAUUGUAUUAUCAGGUCAAUACAUUUCUAAAUGAUUAUGCAAAGUAUUGAAAUUUCAUUGGUACGUCAAUAACAUUAACAACUGUAAUAAAACAUCACCAUUCAUAAUAUACAAUAUAAUUCAUGUCUAUACACAUACACAAAAAAUAUAUUAUAGUAUAGAAAAAAAAAAAAAAACAUUCACUUAUAUAGAGACAUAGAAUGUAUGAAAUUCAGAAAAGUCAGAAAAAGAAAGUUUUACAAUUGUCUUCUUAUUUUAUUCAACGACAUACUUAAUUAACACUAUAGUAAUUUAAUUAGCAUUAUAUAUUUGCCUUCUGUCAUUUAAUAAUAAACUAUAUAUAAUUUAUUAUCUUCAACAGAGAUUGAUAAUAGGGGAUGAGAUUAGAUUAUAAGCUAGCUGAAUACAAAAUGGAUUUGUAUGUGUUGAGUUAGAAAAAUUAUAUGCUGGGCAAACCUCCCACACGACAGUUAUCGUUGAAUUGAAAUGGUUAAAGAAUAAACAAUACUGCAAUGUAUGGCAGUUAUUAGAUAGUUAUGUAAUUAAUAGAUAUAAAAUAAAUACAUGCGCUACUUUUAUUUAUAUAUAUAUAUAUAAACAUAUAUUAUAUGAGAUAUAACUAGACUCAUUGGGCUCGAUAUAUUUUCAUUUUAUUUAUAUCAGUUUUUAAUUUAUAUUAACAAAUUUUGUGAGUAUAGCAAUAUAUAACAUUAUUAUUAUUAUUAUUUGAAAAAUACAAGUGAAACGUCAAAUGAUAGUUUGUUCCAUGCACCAUAAAUAUAUAACAUAUAUUGUAUUGUAUAUUACAUGUAUAUCCUGUCGAUUUUAGAAAUAAUUAUAAAUCUUAAGAUUGUGUGAAUUUGAAAGCUAUAAAUUUGAUGCGAAGUUUAAAUGAAUGAAAAAAAUAAUUCCAUUCUACUGUGUUUUCUCGAAAUAUAUUUAAUGGUUUACGGUAUUAUACAUAAUCGAACGACAAAUAUUUGUAUAAAAUAUAACAAACAUAUUAUUUUUAUUGAUCUUCUAAGUAACAAAGAAAUGUAUUAACUUUAUUAUUUUUCAGGACAAAAUAAAAAAAAUAAAAUAAAAUAAAAUUCUAAUGCCAGAAGUAUUAAAUCGUUGCAUAUCAGAAAUAAUUCUACUACGCGAUAUAUAAUAAUAUUGAAUGAUAAAAUUCUGCGUAACUAUAUUAGUUAUUUAUUAAAAAGACACAUGUCAUUAAUGAGAACAAUGAAAAUAAUGUGUUUAUAUAUAUAUAAAAUAUAUUCUUGAAAAAGCAAUCGAAAUUUGUUGUAUUGUAAGGUGUGUCCAUUACCGGUGUAAUAUAAUAAAAAGACUCAUUUGUCGAUAUUAAAAUAA